Molecule: messenger RNA, 926 nt
Organism: Coniophora puteana RWD-64-598 SS2
Lineage: Eukaryota; Fungi; Basidiomycota; Agaricomycetes; Boletales; Coniophoraceae
Exons: 1
Coding region: 265-570 (101 amino acids)
Source: RefSeq, a predicted model, not a curated record
AAUCUCGACCACUGUAAAGCCAUGCAUGCAUACAGUUCGCUGGCUCACUCGCCGUCGUCAGUCACUGAAAUGUUGCCAGCAUGUACGAUCGCGGAUGUAAGUAUCCGCUCUUUUCCGAGCUCCAACAUAUCACGAUGCUUCUACAUAGCGAUCAUCGGACGUUCACAACAUAUCUCAGUUGGAGAGGCUAACCUUGAGAGCUUGAACCUUCCAAUUUAGCGUGGGUUCUGCGUCGUGAUCACGGGCACUCACCCAACUUCCAACAUGCGGCAUCACAGAACCACUCACGAACAAGUGCCUCCGAAGGCACUUCACUUUGCGGGCUUUCCUCUUGUUCCUCUUGCGGCUUGCGUUCCUUCGCUCUCGAGCUUCCCAACAACGGCAGCAACAGCAACAGCGAACAACUCUCGCAUCAUCAGCGCGCUGAGUCCGUCCUCACAACGACUCUCGCGCAAACUUGAAGACGACAAAGUCCAACCCCGGGUCGCCGCAGACUGCGCUCUAGACUCACCGGCGGCAGGCAAACUUCUGAUCGAGCUCCAGCUUUUCAAGUUGCCACCGUGCAUCUAAAUUUGCUGACCGCCGGCGACGGCCGACUCAAGUUGAGAUGCGAUCAGUGACGCGCGCUGCACGAGGCUGCCCAGUGCCCACGUCGUCAACUUUCAACUUGCGGGCUCCGAGAGACCGGCUCGACCGUCGGUCGCCAUGCAGCGGCGUCCUCGGGCCUCGGCUUCCAUGUUGGAAACAUGAACAUGCAUGCAUGGAUUUGCCCGCGUGGAUGGCAACGGACAGGGGCUAUUUGUACCUGGAUGGAUGUGUUAUGUCUUUGUUCAUUUGCUUUAACAAGCAUUUUUUGCGGCGACAAUCCUAGGUUUUCAACCUUUGUCAUAUACUUUCCUUGUGUUGGUUCUCAGAAUGGGUAUCAU